AAUGAAUUCCCUACCCUCUUAGAGAAAUCUGGCCCCUGACCCAGGAAGGCCCCUAACCAGCUUGGAUUCAAUGACAACAGAGCCAGUGUUUACUUGGAACAAAGCACCAGGGGGAAAUGCAUGCUGAAUCAGAGCUGGCCAGCCCCCGCAGCCGGGUGGGAGCAUAGGACAUGUCCACACGUCUUCAAGGGAAAACGGCCAAGGGCUGUCAGAGAGGCCCAGGGAAGAGGCCUGGGUAGUGGCGAGCAGGGAGCAGACAAUCACUUGUUGAAGGAAGAUCCAAGUCCAGGCCUGGCCCCCUGGGCUGGGCUGAGCCAGGCUAAGCGAGGCCACCCACCCUGAGUGAUCCUCCAUCCGGAGCAGUGGAGCAGGGCUCCCCAGGCCCGAGGAAGGAACGUAGGGCAGUUUGGUGUCAUGGAAGGAACUGGGGGCCCAGCCGAGGGGCUCAAGAGCCCUUCAGACUCUGCCUGAGCGAGGGUGGUGCUCUGUCACCCAGGCUGGAGUGUAGUGGUGUGAUCUCAGCUCACUGCAGCCUUGAACUCCUAGGCUCAAGUGAUCCUCCCACCUCAACCUCCAGAGUAACUGGGACUACAGGGCCACACCUCUGUAGGGCUCCCAGCCUGGGCAGGAUAGCAGGGAGUGUGGGGUAGAGACCCCAGGCCUUGCUGGUGCAGUGGGGCCUGGGUGGGGACAAGAAGAACCCUGGAAGCCCAAGCUGGCAACGACUCAAGAGAUGGAGGCUCCAGCACCCUCAGGACUAGGUCCCCCUGCCAAGAUCCAAGCUUCUCUUCUCCAAGCUCACAGUCACUUCAAAUACAGAGGGGCCAGAUCCCAAUGCCCAUCGGAUCAGGAGACUGGAAGAUUAUCUUCUUAAGGGCCAAAAAGGGCUAGAAGGGGUCAGGACAGAUUGGCGACACAGCAGGAGGCGCCCAAGGACAUGACGUUGAGCCUCUCAGGGUCCCCCUUCGCCGGGCCAGAGAGCAGCGCCCCACGCUCCAUCGCCCCGUCCUACGGUCCUGGAUGCACUGCUCCUGCCUCGCCCUCGCCCAGUGCCCCCAGCCCACCAGCCCCGGCCGCGCCCCUCUCGGCUCCAGGGGGCACCCGCGCUGGGCGACGCUGCCACCUGCCGGCCGCUCCCGGAAGCUCCGCGCCCGGAGUGCUGGAGGCGGCGGCCGCAGGGGGCUGGGAAUCAGGCCCCUCCGCACUGGGACGGCCUCCGUAGGGUCUUUCCAGGAAUCUGGAUGGGCCUGCUCGCCCGCACCCCGGCGGGCCUGGCAGAGGACCAGCCCCAGCUGCGCACCCCGGGGCAGUCUAAACCCUGGGGCCUUGAUUUCCCGUUUUGUCAAUGGGAGAAAAUGCACCAACACCUCCUGUAGGAUUUCAAGAGGGGAGGGGACACGAAGGUACCCACGUUGUGCUCCUGGUCUUCCUUCCUCGACCUGGAAAUCUCAGGUCACUCUGAAAUCAGCCAGGCUGCCCCGUCCCUCCCUUUUUGGCCAAAACACAAUGGGGUGAUAUCCCCCAACCAUAACCCCUCAAAAUCUACCCUAGAACCUUCGCCUUCCCCUCCCUCAACCUCUGCCCCCAUUUGACUUCUCACCAGACCCAGAGGUCCAGAUAAGAAGGGGCUUCCACGUCCCCUUCCCACUCCCUCCGGUCCCGGCACCCCUUCCUGGAGUCUGGAGCACUUAGGAGUGGAGGAGUUGGGGGUUAGGAAGGCCUAGCUCAGCGGAGUGGAGUUGACCCCAUCUCUUUUUAAAUUUAGGUUAUUUAUUUAUUUAUUUAGAGAUGGAGUCUCACUCCGUUGCCCAGGCUGGAGUGCACUGGCGCGAUCUCGGCUCACUGCAACCUCUGCUUCCCGGGUUCAAGCGAUUCUCCUGCCUCAGGCUCCUGAGUAGCUGGGAUUACAGGCACCCGCCACCACGCCCGGCUAAAUUUUGUAUUUCUAGUGGAGAUGGGAUCUCACCAUGUAAGCCAAGCUGGUCUCGAACUCCUGACCUGAAGUGAUCCUCCCAAAGUGCUGGUAUUACAGGCGUGAGCCACCGCGCCCGGGACCGCUAUUUUAAAAAUCUGUUAAUCUCUUCUACCUCCCAAAUCCCAAAACCCAACCCAGACCUCUGCGCCUCCCUUCCUCCCUUUCUCCCUUCCUCCUCCCAGCCCCUCCCUGCCCCGAGUCCGCCUCUCCCGGUGCAGCUCCGCCCCCAUCCCGAGGCGGGGCCCCAUAGGUGGAGAGAAGUGGGAGAGGUCGCAGCCCCGCCUUCUCUACACAGGAAAGCUCAGUGGCCCCCAAGCCAGGAUGUCCCAAGCUUGGGUCCCAGGCCUCGCGCCCACCUUGCUGUUCAGCCUGCUGGCUGGCCCCCAAAAGGUGAGACUGGGAGGUAAGGUUGUUGAACUUUUGGGCCCUACCCUUGUAGGUCAGGAGGCUGCUUCUGGAGCCUGGUCGCCACCUUCCAUAUCAGGAUUUCCUCCUGACCACACACAAUUAGCUACUUCCUUUCUCUCUUUGCUGUGGAGGUGGAGGUGGUGGUGGGGGCAGCGGAGGAGGCUCUGGGAGAGGCUGGGUUCUCCCACCUCUGAGCGGGAUCCUGUGGUGGGAAGUGGCCACCACCCAUCAGCUUAUCUGACACCUAGCACGGCUCUGUGAAUAGGGACUUUGGACCCCAUAUUAGCCUCAGCUUAUCCUUCCAGCUCCUUCCCUCCUGAGGUCCGGACACCUGGGCCAGCACGUAGCCCCAGCUCUGUUCCUCCAGUGCUGGGGGACCCUGGGAUGUCCCCACCCUCUUUGGGACUGUGUCUCUGCUUGUUCCCUAGGGGAGAGAAGGCUCUUUUGUCCCCUUCUAGGGGUAAGUAAUCCCAGCCUGUGGUGGGAUUUGACCUGGCUGCCUGACCAAGGCUGGGGUGACCUCUGAAAUCUGUGAUUUUGAGAGGGAGGUGUAGGGUUCGAGUGUUCCCUCGGCACUUCUGUUCCUCCCAAGUAAACUCUACAGGUGAUGGGGGAAGGCUAUCCGGUCCUGGGAUGGGUGUUUAUCCUGGGAACAGAGAUGGGUCUAGAACAUGCAUUUAUGACUUAUUUCCACUUAAGAACUGGAGAGAUGUCAGGGUCUUCCAUAACCAGGAUUUCAGAACAGGGCACCUUCACACAUCUGGGCUGAGCUUUCAGAGUGGCUCUGCCAAAACCCUUCCGUGGAUCCAGGUUAGUGAGCAAGGUGUUCCUUCUAAAUCACUGGGCGGUCAGUUUGUGUCAAUGCUGGGCUGGGCAUCCUCUGGUUUACCCCUCCCACCAACCCCAGGGGCGAGGUGCUGUUAAUGCCUUCAAUUCUGGAGUUAAGUAAGCUGAGAUUUACUUACUCCCAGCCCAAGACCACCCUGACGCUCCAUAAAACUCAGCCUCUGAACCACCCCAGACAAGACUACCCCCUGGUUAAAAUGUGGGGAGACAAUCUGGGAGAAGAGCUCCUCCCCCUCCCAAACCGGAACGUGAGACUAAUUUACUAAACCUGUUAAUUAUCCAUUACUUAUUAGUUGGGGUCCAGGAAAAGGACAAGGACCAGAGUGGGGUCUGAGGGGGAAGGGGUGCUGCUGAGUGCCUGGAUGGACCCCUCGAUUUGUCUCCAAGUUCUCUCUCUGUAUAUAUAUAUUUUUAAUUUAAAGAAUAGAGGCCGGGUGCAGUGGGUCACGCCUGUAAUCCCAGCACUUUGAGAGGCCGAGGCAGGCAGAACAUGACGUCAGGAGUUUGAGACCAGCCUGAUCAACAACCCCAUCUCUACUAACAAUACAAAAAUUAGCCAGGCGUGGUGGCACGUGCCUGUAAUCCCAGCUACUCGGGAGGCUGAGGCAGGAGUAUCACUUGAACCUGGGAGGCAGAGGUUGCAGUGAGCCGAGAUCGCACCACUGCACUCCAGCCUGGGCAACAGAGCGAGACUCCGUCUCCAAAAAAAAAAAAAAAGAAAAAGAAAAAAGAAUAGAGACAGGGUCUCGCUUGUUGGCCAGGUUGGUCUUAAACUCCCGGCCUCAAGCAAUCCACCCACCUCAGCCUCCCACAGUACUUAGGAUUACAGGGAUGAGGCACCGCGCCCAGUCUGUCUCCAAUUCUAUAGUCAUUCCUGUGUGCUGUGUGAUUUGGAUUCACAGACUCACCCUUUCUGGGCCAACCUGCAGGGGUUCCUUCCUGUUCCUGUCCCCACAAGGGGACAAAGCCUGUGAGAUGGUACUCAGCCUGGGACUGAGCAUGGAAAAGGGGAAUUACCCCAACUCUUUUUGGCUAUCACUGGUAUUCUUAUCUUUACUGUUGUGAUUUGCAAUUGACGUAUUUCUUAAAGGUAUAAAGAUAAAGAUAAUGGUGGUUUUGCCAAAGCUGGCUUCCUAUUUUUUAGCCUUGGUUGUUUGUCCCAGGAGGCUAGGGUGCGGUGACAGAUGCCCUUCCCCACCACCCAUUUCCUAUGUUCUGGCACCUACAUCCCUCCCCCACAGUUUGGGAGCAGCCAGGAUGAAAUGAAACCAGGUAAUUGAUGAAUGCACGUUCAUUCAUUCUGCAAAUAUUUUGACUAUUGGGUUUUCAACAAUGAUGCAGCAAAAAUCUCUGCCCUCGCGGAGUUUGCCUUUUACACAACUGAAGGACAAUUAACAAGAUAAAGUAAAUAUAUAGUAUGUUAGAUGUUGAUAAGAGAUGUGGAGAAAAGUUAAGCACACUAAGGGGAAAGGGUGGUUGUAAUUUUGAAUAAGGUAACCAGAGAGGGAGGGGCUGGAGCCAGCCUUGCAGCUACCUAGAAGAGUGUUCCAAGUCAGUGUGGCUUUGACACACAAUUGCUAUCAGUGGAGUGAAAUUCUGUAAGAUGCCCUGGGUGCCCUGCAGACCUAGUACAGAAGAGGGGGAAGCUGAUUUGGGAGGCGGGGUCCUGGCAGCUUUGCAGAGCAUGGAAUCCCUUAGGCAGGGAUCUGAAGGAUGAAUGGAGGCUCGGACAGGUGUAAAACAGCCAGGAAGAGUCCUCCUGCCCACAGUGUCUGCAGUGACUGAAGGUGGGAUAAGGAAAGUCGCUAGUACCCUGAGCCGUGGGUGUCACGGCGGAAGCCAGGUUGCAGCCAAAUGUGGUCUCAUCUUCGCCUGCCCCAAAGGAUUCAAAUGCUGUGGUGACAGCUGCUGCCAGGAGAACGAGCUCUUCCCUGGCCCCGUGAGGAUCUUCGUCAUCAUCUUCCUGGUCAUCCUGUCCCUCUUUUACAUCUGUGGCCUGGCUAAGUGCUUCUGUCGCAACUGCAAAGAGCCGGAGCCAGACACCCCAAUGGAUUGCCGGGGGCCCCUGGAACUGCCCUCCAUCAUUCCCCCAGAGAGGGUCAGAGUAUCCCCCUCUGCGCCCCCACCCCCCUACAGUGAGGUGAUUCUGAAGCCCAGCCUGGGCCCAACUCCCACAGAGCCACCCCCUCCCUACAGCUUCAGGCCUGAAGAAUAUACCGGGGAUCAGAGGGGCAUUGACAACCCGGCCUUCUGAGUCACCUCCUGCCUGGAAUCUUGCCAUCAGCAACCUCCUCCCCAGUGCCUCCUGGAUCAAGCUAGAGACAGCUGGCACCCCAGGAAUGUCCCUGCCCAUCCUGCUACAUCUCUGUUCAUUCUUGGAUUUAACUUAUUACUUUUUCUGCCUCUGUUUCCACCCCAGCUGCCUCCCUUGUCCUGAGGGUUAGGCUGGAGUGACAGUAUCUGCCCACCCCCCAACCCAAGAAAAAGACUGCCAGAAAGAAAAUGCCGACCAUUGGAGGUGCCCAACAGUAGAAUGGGCUACUGUGAGGGGUAGUAAGAGCCCCAUUUCUGGAGGUAUGCAAAUCUUGACUGGACAGCCAGCUCUGAGAUUUUAUCAGGGCACUUCUAUACCUGUGGGACAUUGGACUGGAUGAGUCCUGAGCCAGCUUCCAUUCCUACCUGAAUAGAGAACUCACUGCACCCACCCACAACACAUGAUAAACACAUGUCCUCACUGAA
This is a messenger RNA of Pongo pygmaeus (Bornean orangutan), 5968 nucleotides long. It is a transcript of the gene TMEM92, whose product is annotated as transmembrane protein 92. Lineage: Eukaryota; Metazoa; Chordata; Mammalia; Primates; Hominidae. Gene Ontology annotation, cellular component: nucleoplasm. The coding region runs from base 4947 to 5483 and encodes 178 amino acids. The record is from RefSeq and is a predicted model, not a curated record. The transcript has 11 exons.